Fulvia fulva is the source of this 846-nucleotide messenger RNA. RefSeq lists its product as uncharacterized. The record is from RefSeq and is a predicted model, not a curated record. The transcript has a single exon. The coding region runs from base 1 to 846 and encodes 281 amino acids. NCBI's taxonomy places the organism in Eukaryota, Fungi, Ascomycota, Dothideomycetes, Mycosphaerellales, Mycosphaerellaceae.
AUGCUGCCGAUACUGUCACUCGCUACGGACCAUCUCCAUCUUGUUCGAUAUCUACCCGAUCAUGCCGCCAUACAACGAGGUUCGCAGGCAAUCGCAGGACCUAUUGGACCUUUCUUGACACUCGCAUCCGCAUAUCUCAGCGAGCAUGGCUAUUCGAUACUCUCACUGAUCACUUGUCUCUUAAUUGGUGGGCUGGUUGGCUUCUGCUUCAGCGAGUCUUCAAAGACUGGAACCAUCAUCGUUGGCGACUGGACAAGAGGUCGCACGCAGAAGACUCGCAUGGCGAUGCCCCGCGUGCCAGUAACGUCACGCAAGAAGAACCAUUGGAAAGAGGAGCUGGCGAUCAAGAAUGCUCGGAUCAAAAGUCUUCAGUCUGAUGUGAAUGAGGAGAAGCGCCACAGUGCUUACGUUGAGGGCGAAUUGGUUGACUUGAGUGCUCAGCUGCGUCAAAAAGACAUUCUGAUGGCAGCCUGCAACCAAAAUAUCGAGACACAGAACCAGGAGCUGGCAGCUCUACGUAGCGUUCACGAGCAUGCGACACAGCGUCUGACGGAGACUAUCACUGACUUGGGAAAUCAUCUGGCGGAGAGCAUCAUUGCCACGGAAGAGCAAGCCAAGCGAAUGCACACCGAAGCUAAUGUCCUCGUUCACGAGAGAGACGCUGCGCUGAAGGCGGCUCGGAAAGCAAAGCACGACCUGGAGAGCUUCUACUGCAGCAAAGAGCUCCGCGGGUACACGUACACGUCCACAAGAGAACAUCACAGGCAACAAACAUACAUCUCAUCCCUCGAAGGCAGAGUCCAGAAUCUCUCGGAAGUCUUGAGCGCAGAAAGGGAACAAAAGUAG